AUGGUUUGCAAACAAGCAGCAUUGUUGAGAACACCCUAUCGCAACUCAUCAUGUGUAACAAAUCAACUCAAACAACAUAAUCAAAAGGAAUCAAGUGAAUCUAAAACCACCGAAGUGUCCCAAUUUAAUAAUAAAAUAAAAAGAAUUGUGUGCCAAAAGCCAUCACCACUUACAAAGGUACCUACCCUCAAACAGUACACUUUUUCGCAUAAAAAACCAUUAUCACACACAGCCAACUAA
Messenger RNA from Adineta ricciae, 240 nucleotides. Lineage: Eukaryota; Metazoa; Rotifera; Eurotatoria; Adinetida; Adinetidae. The record is from the annotation of a GenBank genome assembly.